AUAUGAUAAAUUUGAUUGUAGGCGCCGUGUGAUUCCCAAACUAUUUAUAUUCAUCUUUUCACGAACAUGCUCCUGCCUGCGUUUUAUUGAUUUGCAGGAAAUUAUACCCUAACGACGCCGCUUUAAAAAGAAAACAUCCGCCCUUCCUUGAGAAAGAAACUUUGUGGGGUUCAUAAAUUUCGAAGAGAUCUUACUGCGUCACAGCCGGAAAUCUUUAUUAACCCGACCGUGACCGAACGGUUUUCUGAAAAAACUACGAAUGGACUAUUAACUUUCCAACGGAGUCAUCGUUAGUGGAGAGUAUAGCUGUUCUGAGGCCAGAUCACUGCAAACUUUGCAGGAGAAUUUCAAGGGACGGCUGUACACCGAUGUCUGUAGAAACUGCUCUCACUACGGCCUUUAUGGUUCUAGUUUCUGUAGUUGGAACCGCGGGAAAUGCACUGGUCAUACUAGCAAUCCUUUACAAACGAAGGCUGAGGAAUAUUCCCAAUUAUUUCAUCCUUGAUUUAGCAGUGUGCGACUUGCUGAUCGUUUCUUUGGCCGUGCCUUUGCGUCUCGUGGAAGGUUUUCAACCAGGAUCAGUUCCUUGCAGUGUAGUGAUAGCAGUGACUAUUCUUUUCGACGGUUUGUCCAGAAUAAACAUUAUCUUUAUUAGCAUCGAUAGAUUGAUAGCGGUGAAAUUUCCUUUCGCGUACAAUGCGCGCAUGACUCCAGUAACUGUGGCCAUUUUUAUUACAAGUGGAUGGAUAAUCAUGACAUUAUUUGCUAUUUUACCCGUUCUCGGCGUGGGCUUGGCCCCGGCUGAAUUGCUACGUCAGAAUCAGGGAUUGUGCUUCUUUUCCACAAACUUAUCAACAGCGUAUCUCCUUGUUUUUCUCAUCGGCUUUUGUCUGCUGCCAUUGGUUUUGGUCACACCAAUCAACUGCUUUCUGCUCAAGGUAAGUCACCGACAGAUGAGGGUGAUACACAUACAACAUAUGCAGCUAGAGAGUACGGCAAAUGCAUAUUCACAGACUGCAAUUGCCUCGAACUUUGGUGGCAGUGAUCAACCGUCGAAUGUUCAAGAGCAAAACAAAACAUUUGCUUUAAAACAGAGGCGAAUUGUACGGAUGGUAAUAACCUUAGUUGGUUUGUUUGUCAUUCUGGUCCUCCCUAUCACGAUAAUCGAUCUCAUGAGCGCGUUUGGAGUGUCAAAUGCCCCACCGCUCGUCGCUAAAAUAGCUGUUUGUAUGAUUUACACCAAUGCAACUAUCAAUGUUUUUGUUUACGCGGGUUUCAACGGGGAAUUUCGAAGAACUUUUUGUGAAAUAUUUCGCGCUGUAAAGGCACGAGUGGUGAGAGUUUUGCCUUGUUUGUAAUUAACGUAGUCGAAGUAACUUUGAUCUGGAUUAAAAUUUUUUGAAGGGGAAUUUGAUAUAAGGAUCGCUUAUCACGAUGAAAGAAGCAAGAGAAUAGUUUACCGAUAAAAUAGCUAAAAAGGAUUUAAAUCUAGGUGGAGGUGCAACUUAUUUUUGAAUGUUGCUGAUCGUCUAUGUGUUUGUAUUCAAUAAGGCAACCUGAAACUAUAAUUGGAUAAUUAUGAGACCACUCAGAGCGAUCUUUAGACGCACCUCAGUGAAUAUUCGCCUGUUGUUAUUGUAAAUCAUAAUCUUGUGUAAAUAAAAUAUGUUCAUUUAUUUUCCAUUGUCACUCAUCUCACACACAAGCGCAUUUCGAGUACAAGCAAUAUACUGCAGCGCGUCUAAUUAGGGGGAUAGAAACGUUUCCCGGCUCCCAGUUGAGCAGAGGAGAUCGAUUUU
This is a messenger RNA of Orbicella faveolata, 1799 nucleotides long. RefSeq names its product dopamine receptor D1-like. Gene Ontology annotation, biological process: G protein-coupled receptor signaling pathway. Gene Ontology annotation, cellular component: membrane. Gene Ontology annotation, molecular function: G protein-coupled receptor activity. The record is from RefSeq and is a predicted model, not a curated record. Lineage: Eukaryota; Metazoa; Cnidaria; Anthozoa; Scleractinia; Merulinidae.